CUCACCUGCGCCAGAGCAUCGCGUCGCCGUGUCACUGCGGCGCGGCGCAACGCUUUGGCGGCACAGGUAUCGCAUCGCGGCGCCAGCAGGCCAGCGUUCAAGCAGUCAAACGUACUGCUGCGCCCCGAGCCCCGCCCCUCACAAGCAGCACUCGCUUGUGCGGCACGCGCAUUGAGCCGCAAGCGACGCCGCCGCGGCCCGGGCGCCCGGAAUCAGUGCGCGACGCCGCCGCCGCAGCGUUCACUGAUCAACGCGCGCGCGCCAGUCGCCACCAGCCGUGCCACCCGCCGAGUGCCGAGCGCGAGCCGUAACGAUGGCCACGGCGGGAGGUGCCUGGCGGCAAGCGGCCUCGAACCUACUGGACGUCCUGAAAGAAAUGGACAUAGGCCAAAUUUUUGCUAAACCGGUAAACCAGCAAAUUUACCGGGACUAUUCCCAGUACGUGUCACAGCCCAUGGAUCUUGGACUAGUUCGACAAAAACUCCCAUCAUACCGGAACGCGAAGCAGUUCGCGACGGAUGUUAGACUUGUGUUUAGUAACGCUCUAGCCUACUGCGGGCGCGUCGACGCGACGCCCGAUUUCAAAGCAGUAGCAACUCUAGCGAAGAAGAUGCAGCGCCGGUUCGACAAAGACGCGCCCUUACGACCGUACUUGGCACCGACGCCUUUGCGGAAUCGAACGCCACCACCUGUUGAUGAAAACUUAGCGGCGCAGAUCGCGGCGAACGACGGCAAAGUGGCCAUGCCGCGCGACGUCGAGACCUGUGUGUCGAGGGUGCACCAGUCGUUGAAGAGGGUGAAAGCAGCACAAUCUUUCAGGACGCCCAUCGAGACGGAGCGCUGGACGGACUACGAGCCGAAGGUCGGCGGCCAGGCGUUGGAUUUGACGUCUGUGGAACACUCGUUCAAGCGCGGGGCUUUCCAGCAGGACUGCGGCGCCUGGGUCCUGCGGAUGCGGCGGAUUUCCGCGAAUUGUUUGCGGUACAACACGGACACGCGGUUUCCCGAACUUAGACAGGACGCGAAGUUUUACCUGAAGGUGCGGGUCGGCGUCUGGCGCCUUCACGAGACGUCGACGCGACCGCGAGAGAGUCCGCGGUCGCCGCGACGGCGCCGCCGCGACCGUGUGUCACACAGGCCCUCGAGAAGGAGCUCGCCCAGAAGGUCCGACCGGUCCUGCAAAGUGUCGGCUGCCCGACGCAAGCCAUCGACGCGGCGGUCCCGAAAUUAUUGAGAAACUGGCCGCAAAUAUUAGAAGCCCUCGAGACGUCGAUACUAGCCCACUACGACGACCUGCCCCCGAAGGCGCAGAUUUCGUAUUACUUCCUGCACCCGUUCGGGGCCUACUUUCCGUCGCCCGACCAGAAGGAGUUUGUGGACGACUACGCGAGGCAUGUGUCGGAGCCGAUUUGUGUGGGCGAUGUUGUCAGUCGAUUGAUCGAGGGGACCUAUGACUCAUUGGAACCGCUGAAGAAAGACGUCUCGAAGGUCUUCGCGAACGCCAUGCAGUACUACGGUCCGGACGGGGCUGGUCGCAGAUUGCAUGAACCUUCAGAUUGCGACGACUACGUCCAGCGGGCCCGGCGCUUCGACGAAGCUUGGACUAGUGUAGCGAAGACGCUCAAGAAUCCGGGGCGGGAGGUCAAGAGUCCUACGCCGAAGAAAGACGUGAAUAACGCGGCGUUGCGCUGUCUGGAUAAACUCAGAGACCACCGCGAGUCCGACGGUAGAGGUGGGAGUUAUCAAGUGGCCACGCCGUUCCUGCACGCGAACAUGUUGCCUACGCAUAGCGAGUAUUUACCGUGCAUCGGCGGUGGCGAUUCAGCGUCCUUUUUCGCGUCGCGGCGACGGCGUCGUGCAUGCGAUGAGAGGGUUGCGUCGCGGCGACGGCGUCUGACGUGACAUCGCACAGGCCGCAAGAACUGUAGAGAUUUUGACAGUAUCGAAAGUCGAGGCAAGCGCCAGGGCUACUCGUCGUUGGAAGCCUUCGCGAAUGAUGUGAGGCGGUGCUUCCAGAACGCGCACGCCUGGCGGACGCGCUGCGACGACCUCGUGCGAGUUGGUAGCAUGGACGCGAACACUUUAGCGAUAGCGGUACUGAUUGCGGCGUCCCGGGGCCUUUCUGAGAUCAUACGCCGUCGACGCGACUCGCCUCCAUCAGACGAGGCCGUGGGUGGUUUUGGGGCGAGAUCGCGACUCGAUAUAUAUCACGCACAGGCGGAGAUCACGAACUCCGCCGACAUCUUGCUGAUUGUAUUAGAUGCGGCCCUCCGGCAGGAACGGAGCGACUUCAAGCCGAUAGCACCGGCCAAGCGGGACGCCUCGCCAGCCAGACUGACGACGCCCAAAAAAAUAAAGGGCCAGCCCUCGCCGACAAGUCCGAAGCCCUUCUGGCGGCUCCAGGCUGAGAGGUUAUGGAGCAAAGUGACCAAACAUGAGUGGGUCCGGAAUGAUGGGUUGCAGUCGUACGGCGGGAAGCUGCAGUGGUUUAGACCUACAGUAGAAGCCUUUCCUACCUUGCGAGAACAUUACCUUGGUACGAUAGCGAAACCGAUGGAUUUAGGACUGAUCAAUCAUAAGCUGAUGAAUGACGAAUACGAGGGUCGGGAGCCGUUCGUUGAGGAUUUACGUUUAGUUUUCUCCAACGCGGUACAAUUUAACCGGCCGGCAGCACAACAAGCCCAGUCGCAACAAGAACUGAACCCCCACUUCGUCAUGGACGACUUGGCGGCCAAAACGUAUGCGAUCGCGACGCAUUUGCUGAACUACGUCGACCACCUCGAAUUGGAGUCUUCACCGUGAGGAACUUCAAGCGCCCUUCAAUUUGGGGUCUCUCGUGGUCGGAGUGCGGUGUUACUCUCCAUACUGGGUCGAGGGCAUCCCUCGGCGGUCGUGUCCGAGUUUGAGCUGAAAACAGGUUGAUGUCCACACAGGUACUUCAAGGACGACAUCGCCGACCCGCCGGCGACGCCCGCGACGGCGGCGUCGAUUACAAGGAAUGGCAUUUCUAGAGAUAGAUAUACCUGUGUCUUGGACGAGGACGAAGAAGCUCGAGCUAAAAGACGGGAAGAGGCCGAGGCCGAAGCGGCUCGCUUGUCAGCGUUAGAAAGGGCCAAGCUGUCUGAGUCCGAGCUGCGUGCUGCCAUGGAUGAAAAUAAACCUGCACCCGCACCGGCGCCGCCGGCGAUUACUGCUGGUGACGCCGCGGUGAUGGCGGCCUUCGGCGAGCUCGCGCCGCCCGCACCAGCGCCGGCGCCGGCGCCUGCCGCGCCCGUCGAGGAGUCGAAAGAUCAAGAUGGCGACGCGACCAUGAGCGACGCGCCCCCCGUGCGGAGCGACGUCGCCCGCCUCGCGAGCGCGGCCCUGAACCAGGACGCGCCGCCGCCGCCUCCAGCCGAGGACGGUGAGGAGCCGGCGCUCAAGCGCGUCUCCACCGGAGAACUGGAGGAGGAGGCCGCGGCCGGCAAGGCGCCGGAGCCGUCCGACGAGAUGGCGACGCGACUCGCUAAAUUAGCCGCGGGUGUGGACGAAGCGGCGGAACGACGAGCGGCAAAGAGGCUGGAGUGUCGACGCGUCCGCGAUAGAGCGGUGUGGCCGACGCGGGUGCGCGACUCGGACGCGGACCGGGAGUGCCGCACGGUCCUCAAGCAACUGCGGAAGCUCGCGGUCAAAAAACACUCGUUCUAUUUUGAGAAGAUGGUUCCUUUUUCUGUGUAGAAAUCUUUUCCGGAAACCUCGCGUCGAUGGCGUGCUCGUGAGAUCGGCUCCACCCCACGCCGUCGACGUGACGGUCACGAUUCACGCAACGCAGGUCCGCGGCGUCCCCGACUAUGCGGCCUUUGUCGCGCGGCCGACGUGCCUCGAGCGCGUCGAACAGCGCUUGAAAAUUGGUGUCGGUGAAAUAGCGCGCGCGUUCGAGGACGACGGCCAGGAACCCCUGAAGCCCUACGCGUCCGCGCGGGAGUUCGGCCAAGAAUUGAGAUUAGUACUGGCCAAUGCGAGGGCCUACAACGAGCGCUUCCGGAGGAACCCGCACAACGUCGGCUACAACAUCUGCCUGGCCGUCGACGCCGUGCAGCCGGUCCUCGAAGAGGCCCUGUUCCAGUUCGCCUUCGAGGCGUAUGAACGCGUUGGUCGAAUGAGGUUGGAGAAUUCCUGGGAAAAGAAGGUCGCCGAGGAGAUCAACGAAGAAGUUGCGGCGAAGCGCGUUGUCUGACUCAGUGUCCUUGAACUCGACGCGUCGUCACGAGGCCGCGCUCGACGCCAUCGCCACGCGCGCAGGUCCGCGAGCAGUACGAGGGCAUCGCGCGCGAGAAGGCGGAGGCCGCCGUGGCCCACCGCAAGUGGGAGGAUAGAGGGCAACGCAACAAGUUGUUGAGGAUGCUCAAUGAACGGCAAAGGGCUAAUUUGGACAUUCUUGAGAGCAACGAAGCCCCGCGGCCGGCGUCGCCGACGCGCCAGGACGUCUCCGAGGCCGACGUCACUCCCGCGAAGAUCGCGCCCGUGUCGCGCAUCUCCGCGGCCGUGAGAGCGGAGGAUCGGCGCAAGGCGGAGAAGGUCCGGGCUUCGGCUGUUUUCUCCGCUCUCGGCGAUGGGGCGUGGGCGUCUCAGACCCAAGAGGUGGAGAUGGCGGUGGAGGAGGAGGUGGUGGUGAAGGCGGAGGAGGCGCCCGUUUCGUUCAAGGGUAGUGUGAAGUUCGAGAUCAAGUCUCAAAGGGCGGCUCCUGCGAGGCCGGCGCUGGACGCCUUUUCGCAGAUUGAGGAUCGCGUGGAAGAGGCGCCCGUGCGCGCACCGGUGGCGCGGCCGAAGCCCGUCGUGCCGCAAAAGCCGGCCGAGCCCCCGGUGAUCGAAUGUGCUGGUGGCGAUCGGCGUCGAGUAGUGAAACUUCUACGCCGCCUUGACGCCAUCGCCGCGACGUCGUACUGAGAGAAACCGCCCCCCGGACGCCGUCGACGCGACCCCCGCAACACGCAGGCGGCGACAGCGGCUGGGUGGCCGUCGCGGACCAGAUUGAAGCGCGCGUCCUCCUCGCGACGACCUCGCAGUUCGUGCGCUGCACCGUCGUGUUACGAGGUGGUAGUUCUGAAGUGCGGCGGUCGCUCGUGACGUGGUCGUUGGUGGAGCCGGGCGGCGUCGACGACCUCACGGCGGGGUUCUACCGCGAUUCUCUGUUGCGGGACGCGCGGCACAAAUUACGCGCUCGGAGUGCCGCUGGUUCGGACGCGAUUCGGGCGGCUCGACCGUCAUUGAGGGAGUAUAGUGCCGUCGACGCGGAAUUACUAGAGCUGGACUUGCGCGACGCGUGCGAAGGACGGGUCCUGGCGACGCCCGUCGAGGACACGAUUCGCGGGUCCAACGCGUGCUCAGAGGGCACUCUGGUCUUCGCUGCGGGUGCGCUGGCGCUGCGCGUCGCCGGGCGGCGGGUCGUUUGUGGGGGGUUGCUGGCGUCUUCGGGGGGGUAAUUUAUUUAGUUGUCGU
Messenger RNA from Pelagomonas calceolata, 5478 nucleotides. The record is from the annotation of a GenBank genome assembly. NCBI's taxonomy places the organism in Eukaryota, Pelagophyceae, Pelagomonadales, Pelagomonadaceae.